Molecule: messenger RNA, 1005 nt
Organism: Lolium rigidum
Lineage: Eukaryota; Viridiplantae; Streptophyta; Magnoliopsida; Poales; Poaceae
Product: CASP-like protein 5A3
Exons: 3
Coding region: 1-630 (209 amino acids)
Cellular component (GO): membrane
Source: RefSeq, a predicted model, not a curated record
AUGAUGCCGCAGGCGAGCCACCCCCUGGUGCACCCGGACCCGGCUCCGGUGGUGGAGCCGCCGGCACCGGCUGCGUUGCAGGUGCAGGGGCCGGCUCCGGCUCCGGCGGCGCCGCCCGCGCAGGGGCAGGGGAACGCGAACGCGCCGCCCGGGGUGCUGAUGCGGAGCUUGCCGGGGGCGCCGGGGACGCGGACCGGGCUCGGGCUCCGCCUCGCGCAGGCCGCCCUCGCGGCCGCCGCGCUCGGCGCCAUGGUCUCCACCGGCGACGACUACCGCUCCGUCACCGGGUUCCGCUACUUCGUGCCAGCAGUAGCUUUGCAAUGCAUGUGGAGCCUUGCUAUGGCCACUGUGGAUGUCUAUGCGAUUCUUGUCGGACGUUCCUUCCGAACUCCCCGAGUUGUCAGCAUACUUAGCGCUGGUGACUGGAUCACAGGAGCACUGACCUUCAGUGCUGCAUCUGCAGCGGCGGGCAUCACCGUUCUCAUCAACGCUGACCUGGAUUUUUGCGAUGACAAUCACUGCCCAAAUUUCAUGUCUGCUACGGCCAUGGCUUUCCUGAGCUCGUUUGUGAUUGCACCCUGCUGCAUCCUGAACCUCGGCCAGAUGAUCUACAAAUUACAAAGACCAUAGUCUAAGAACAAGAAUCAAGGUCUGUUUGUGCACCAGAUACUCUUUCAUGAUCAACUGGGACACGGCAUGGUGCAGCUAAUUACACUAGGAUCAGGAACCAACUGAUGGAUGCUUGUUGAAUAAUGUAUGUUAUCGAAUCUUCUGUAGAAAUCAGAGAGUAGCUCGUAUGUUAUCAAACUUGCUUUAGAAAUUAGGGAGUAGCUUCAUUUUCAGAAAGGGUGGCUGUGAAGCUCUGCAUUUUUUUCGUAUGGAGCGUAUGCCUUCUUAUAUAUGUGAGGGUGGACUAGUGGUUAUUAUCUGGGAAUGAGCUGACGGGUGUGUAGACCUCAAGUUUACUCCUAUGCUAUAUAUGUGUUCUAAUGUUGAUAUCCGAAC